Cutaneotrichosporon oleaginosum is the source of this 1510-nucleotide messenger RNA. RefSeq lists its product as uncharacterized. The record is from RefSeq and is a predicted model, not a curated record. NCBI's taxonomy places the organism in Eukaryota, Fungi, Basidiomycota, Tremellomycetes, Trichosporonales, Trichosporonaceae.
CAUCAUUCUUGCCGGCGCACAUAGAAGACGCACCUCGCCACCAUGCCCAUCAUCCCCUCGCUCUACUCAACUCUCUUCACCUGCCCUCCCCCCUCCCGCCCAGCUUUACAAUAGCAACAACGUCAAACCUCAACCUCGACUUGUCUUUCCUUAUCCGCUCACUCCUCCACUCCCACACAUCACGCCAUACACUGCGCGACCGCCCCAUCCUCGCCACACACCACACUCCUGCGCCAGCUCCCGCUUCCCACGCACCACAACAACACCGAUACUCUCUUCCUCGACACCACACUCUCCAUAACCCAAUCAUGAAGGUCAAGCUACGCAAGAACCCACCGCCGCCCAGCCCACGGCUUCACUCGGGAUACAAGGCCAUCCGGCCCCGCUGGGGCAGGUCCGCCAAGCCUGUACCCGCGGCCGUGCGCAAGCGCCUCAUGGCGGCGGCGGCGGUGACCAAACAGGCCGCCGCCGCCACCGCCAAGAAUCCCAUCCCCACCGCUUCUGUUAACGCAACCAGCACGGCCAAGUCCUUCGCGACCCCGACCCGUGCUGGCGUAUCGACCGCCUAUCCCACCCCACCUCGAACCACGACCCCGAAGCAGCGCACACGGCGCUCCCCGGCGCCCUCGCCCACCACCGCUCGGAUGCAGCCUCAGCCGACCCUCCGUGCCGUGCUCGCCUCGCGCGGCAUCAGCGGGACCGCCGCCGACAUUUCCGACGGUUACGAGUGGAGCCCGAUCGAGCUUGCAGACGACGUCUCGCGCCAGCUCUGGCCAGAAGCGUGCCCUCCACCGAACGACUGCCCUUCGUGGGCUGCCGGCAUGCGUCGCGACAUCGAUGCGGCCGCCGUCGCUGCGCGCACCCGCACCGCCCAGCGCAAGGCCGAGGGUGUGUUGCCCACGCCAAGUCCCAGCUCGCCACACCCCGCUCGUAUGUGGCCCGCAAACCAGCCGCCCUCGCGCUCGACCUCGCCCAUCUACCAGCCUCCCUCGCACUCGACCACCCCUCACCAGGCGUCGUACCGUCCAUCGCCCCUCGCCCGGACCGCCGCCACCAGCAGAAGCGUUGUUUAUAUGCCGGCGCCACAGUUCACCGAGCUCCCGUCGCCCGUACCAAAUGUCACGCGCCGGCGCCCCGCUUGGACGCGGCCUGGUGGCCCGCUUCCGCCCUUCCUCACACCCGACCAGUUGCCCGCCAACUUCGAGGAUCACCGAUGGAACAUGGCGUAUGUCGUGCACGAGGUCGCUGGACUCGAGUGGCACGAGGAGUGCUUGUGUAUGGAUUGCGACGACACAGCCCUCCGCCGUGUCGGAACUGUGCCAAAGAUCUGGCCCGGAUUCGAGGUGGAUAACCCUUUCCUCGUCGCCUACUUCAAUGGGGAGUAAGCCUAGAGUGUAUUCCUAGUCGUGUAUCAGCAGGGUAGCAUGUGUGAGCGCCCGUCAAUAGCAUUAGACCACCAAGGACAGUAAGAAGUGACCGUAGCGAUAUCCCGUCACGCACACCAGCGAUG